AUGUUGAUUCACGUGACCUCUCAUCUCGGGCAGACGACAGAUCUGGUCGUCAUGGCAGACGACACUGUGUUGAGUUUGAAGGAGAAGAUUGCGGAGGAAGAGGGUACUCCCGUUCAGCAUCAACGUCUCAUCUUCCUCCACCAAACAAUGGACGACAGCGGGACAAUGGCGGAAUACCGGAUCAGGAAGGGCUCUGUCAUCCAUCUUGCCCAAAGCAUGAUGGGUAACAGCGGAAUUCGGAUAUUGGUCUAUAAGGAGGCGCACACGACAUACAGCCUGAUUCGUGUGUAUGGUACUGAGACUCCGCUUGUCGUGAAACAGAAGGUGUCCGAUGUUGUGGGUGUAGCGGUUGGUGAUAUGGAUGUUGUGUUUCACGGACGUCAUCUCUGUGACUACAGCAGGUUGUCAGAGUUGAACCUUGACCCCUGGUUGGUUUAUAGGCUAUCGGUAGUUCCGGUGUAUGGGCGUAGGUAUCCGGAGAUUGCCGAGGUGAUGUACGAGCUGCGCUUGGCCGUUUUAUGA
This is a messenger RNA of Haliotis rufescens (red abalone), 522 nucleotides long. RefSeq names its product polyubiquitin 9-like. Gene Ontology annotation, biological process: modification-dependent protein catabolic process; protein ubiquitination. The coding region runs from base 1 to 522 and encodes 173 amino acids. Gene Ontology annotation, cellular component: nucleus; cytoplasm. NCBI's taxonomy places the organism in Eukaryota, Metazoa, Mollusca, Gastropoda, Lepetellida, Haliotidae. The transcript has a single exon. Gene Ontology annotation, molecular function: protein tag activity; ubiquitin protein ligase binding. The record is from RefSeq and is a predicted model, not a curated record.